UAUUCUUUUUAUAUAAUGAUAGAUCUAUAUAUGUAACCCCUAUCCCCUAUAUAUAUCCAGGGGCGAAUUUAGAUGGAUUAAUAGGCCUUUCUAAUAAGAAAAUGGAUACUAAUAAGACAUAGAUGGAUGAAGGAAAAAAUUUAAGUAAAAUAACUGGACCAAUUUUUUUAACAUGAAGUCCAUUAAGAAUAAAACAAUUAGCCCAAACGUGACAAUUGAUAAACCCAAUUUUAUCUAAAUUCGAACAGGCCCUUAUUCCAAGCAGAUCGACGGCUUAGAGUAAAUCAAAAAAUCCCUUUUACAGUGUAGACCUAGAAUUCGUCUAAAGAUCCUGUAGAACAGAGAUGAAUCUGGUGGCUGGGAGGAGUUAAAUAAGGUUUUUACCAUUUUUUUAUGAUUUUUUGCUUUUUUUAGUUGGUUCUAAUGACACAUAUAAAUUGAUUUAUUACUGUUUGUGUUUCAAAAACUGGAUUUCUCAAAUCCCUUCUCAUUUCAUGUGUGAAUUCGUAUAAUUUUCUUUGAUCGAUUCUAUAUCUUGUUGUAAUAAUAGGUCUAAUUUCGAUUUACAUUCUAUUUUUUUGUUGCAUGAGCUUUGCCAUUCGAAAAAAUGGGCUUACUGUGCGAUUAGUUGACUCAAGAAAAAGAAGAAACCAAUUUAAGAGCAAACAUCAAGGGAGUGAAGCAUGUAUUUGAGAAAAGCAAAAAGGGACAUAGAUUUAGAUGGGAUUCAUAGCCAAAUCUUAUUGUAAUAAGGUGGUUAUUUAACCAUUGCAAAGAUUUGAUUUGAUUCAAAUCAUCAUCAAAAAAUUGACAGUUUGGAGGAAAUAUGGAAGAUUGGGAUACUUUAUUUAAAUUCUAAAUAUCCCUUCAAUACGUCCCGCUGUAAACGAAAUAUCACGGUGAUUAGGAACUCAAGAAGAAAAACCUCAGAGCCGAAAAGAGGGCGAAUUUAACAAGUAUCAAUCAAUUUUCAGCGAACGGAAUCCUAAUCUUUACUUUGUUAAUUCGUGGCGGUGAAUGAAAGUAUGGAUGGAGUUCCGGACAAUGGAGGUGAACCGGUGGUGAUUGGAGGAAUGGUGCUUGACAUUAAUGCCAUCCCUUAUAUUACCGCUAAUCCCAGAACCACUACUCCUGGAAAGGUUAUCUAUACAUUAGGUGGAGUAGCUAGAAAUGUUGCUGAGUGCAUGUCAAAGCUUGGAGCAAAGCCUUACAUGAUAAGCGCUCUGGGAUUUGACUUGGCAGGAAACUUACUGUUGGAACACUGGAAAUCUUUUGGAUUAUCUGUUGAAGGCAUUAAAAGAAGUCAAGAUAUUGGAACGGCUGUUGUGUGUAAUGUCUUUGAUGGUAAAGGGGAGUUGGCUGCUGCUGUUGCUAGUGUAGAAUCAAUUGAGAUGUUUCUUACUCCCAAAUGGAUUCAGAAAUUCAAACGCAAUGUCCGUUCUGCCCCUGUGCUGAUGGUUGAUGCAAAUUUAAGUCCUCCAGCUCUUUUAGCAUCUUGUCGAAUGGCAGCAGAAUGCAAGACUUCAAUUUGGUUUGAGCCUGUAUCUGUUGCAAAAUCUAAAAGAAUUGCUUCGUUUGUAGAACAUAUAACUUAUACCUCACCUAAUGAGGACGAGCUUGUAGCCAUGGCAAAUGCCCUUUCUUCUCGAAAUAAUUUCUUACCAAUUCAAAGAGAUUCAAAUAGUUUUGACUCAUCUAUUGGCUCAUUAUUUCAAGUUCUAAAGCCUCCAGUAUGGGUUCUGCUUGAGAAAGGUGUUAAAGUAGUAAUUGUGACCCUCGGACCACAAGGUGUAUUCUUGUGCUUCAAAACAACUAGCGGACUGAAGAAACAAGAUUGCAAGAAAAAUGAACCAUUUUCUUUUAGUAUAAAAUUAUACGAAGCUAUAAAUUUAACUUGCCCUGCCAAUAAGAUAUUAGGCACCCUUGAGUCGAAAGGGAGCCAUAAUAUAGCUGUANCAGUAGUUAGGCUUACGGGUGCUGGUGAUUGCUUGGCUGGCGGUACACUAGCUUCGCUGUGUUCGGGUUUGGAUAUAAUGCAGAGUGUGGCAGUUGGAAUAGCAGCAGCUAAAGGGGCAAUUGAAAAUGAAAACAAUGUCCCAAUUGAGUAUGAAUUUGACAGAAUUGCAGCUGUUUGUGCACUUUCCUCCUGGGGUGUUUUUGCAGUUUUGAAAUGUAAGCAGCUUUAUGAUAUCGUGCUCUACUCGGUAGAAUUUGGAGAUUUAUAUGAUGCGAGAACAGUCUAUUCCCAAGCAAAAGUUAUCUUCUGCGAAUCAAAGUUAUAACCACCUCGGAUUUUCACUUGUACUAUUUACAAUUGAUAAAAAAAAUAACAUGGUGAUUGUGAUUAUUUACUGUUUACUCAUAUUGAAUAAAGAAGAUACUUUAUGACAUAUUUUGUCAUAAUCAUACUUGUAAGCUAUUUUUUUUUUAAUUAUAAAUUACUUGUGUCAGAAAAAA
Molecule: messenger RNA, 2457 nt
Organism: Striga asiatica
Lineage: Eukaryota; Viridiplantae; Streptophyta; Magnoliopsida; Lamiales; Orobanchaceae
Source: the annotation of a GenBank genome assembly